Molecule: messenger RNA, 714 nt
Organism: Sphaeramia orbicularis (orbiculate cardinalfish)
Lineage: Eukaryota; Metazoa; Chordata; Actinopteri; Kurtiformes; Apogonidae
Exons: 5
Coding region: 110-676 (188 amino acids)
Source: RefSeq, a predicted model, not a curated record
UAAAUAUGGUGCAACGUUAGCUGUUACAAAACCGGCAGGUGGACGGAGCAGAUAUAUUUAGAAAAAAAAAACAUUCACUGGGAUUUAAUUGAAGCUGAAAUAGAAGAAAAUGGACCGGACUGUGAGUCUACUCGACCAACACUCCAAAACUCCAGUCACUCUGGUUGAGAGCAGCAGCGCCCCCGGUGGUCUGGAACUGGUCAGCUCCUAUCAGACCAACAGGGUGGGAGACCCCAUGGACCUGGUGGCUCUGGCAGCACAAGUACAGAAGGGAGAUGAUUUUAUCAAAGCUAACGCCUGCAACAAGCUGACAGUCAUCGCCGAUCAGAUCAGAUACCUACAGGAACAGGCGAGAAAGGUUUUGGAAGAGGCUAAAAGAGACGCUGACCUCCAUCACGCUGCCUGUAACAUCGUGAAGAAACCAGGGAACAUGUACUACCUCUACGAACGGCCGUCAGGACAGAAAUACUUCUCCAUCAUCUCUCCUAAGGAAUGGGGUCCCAGCUGCCCUCAUGUUUUCGUCGGUGCCUUCAAACUCCAGCAUGACAUGUCGUGGACGCCCGUGGACGAGGUGGAGAAAAGGGACGCAGAAAUCGCCAUCAUGGACAAACUGCUGAGCCGGCAGACCGCCUUACCGCCGUAUUCAGAACCCAACUUCAAAGGCCUGAACGAAUGACGGACCCCUGGACCCGGACUGAACGAGUUUUAUAAAAA